UGCAAGCAUAUGUGCAUGCCACAAGUGCCAAUGUCAGUUUAUCAUGAUAUCCGAAACCACCCAGAUAGACUUCUCUGGAUUUGAAUAUUCCACAUGGACUAAACGUACAAAGGCCAGAAAUCUGGGUUAUGCCAAUAAGUGGAAGGAAGCCAAAAAUGCAGCUGAGUAUACCCAACUUGAAAGACGCAAUGGUACUCAAUGGUCUCAACUUCAUUUGCUUACAUACUUUGAUCCUGUUUGGUGUACAAUCAUUGACCCUAUGCACAAUCUCUUUCUUGGAACUGCCAAGUGCAUGGUGCAGAUUUGGAAAGAGCUAGAGUACUUUGACAACCAAGCUCUGUUGGCCAUGCAAGAUCUGGCAAAUGGUGUUGUUGUUUCACCUGACUAUGCAUAUAUCAACAAAAAGAUAGCUGACAGAUUUUCUUCCAUAAAAGCUGACAAGUGGAAAUUGUGGUGCCUUAUUUACUCUCCUUUUGUUCUGAAGCACAUUCUUCUAGUGAAGCAUCUUUCCAACUGGAUGUUUUUUGUGAAUGCUUGCCAUUUACCCACAAAACCCUCUGUUACUUCUGAUAAAAUAUCCAGUGCCCACGCCCAUCUCCAAUUGUUCUGUAAAGGGUUUGAAAAGCUGUAUAAAGAAUUUCCUGUCACUCUAAACAUGCAUUUAC
Phycomyces blakesleeanus NRRL 1555(-) is the source of this 665-nucleotide messenger RNA. RefSeq lists its product as hypothetical. The annotation marks the transcript as partial. NCBI's taxonomy places the organism in Eukaryota, Fungi, Mucoromycota, Mucoromycetes, Mucorales, Phycomycetaceae. The record is from RefSeq and is a predicted model, not a curated record. The transcript has a single exon.